This is a messenger RNA of Gasterosteus aculeatus aculeatus (three-spined stickleback), 9151 nucleotides long. The record is from RefSeq and is a predicted model, not a curated record. Lineage: Eukaryota; Metazoa; Chordata; Actinopteri; Perciformes; Gasterosteidae.
GCCGGGUGGGUGUUUACAGAUGACGUUUGGGCUGAAACCCUUGUGCGAUGUACCUAACGUUAGUUACCAAAAUAAUAUGUCGUAUUAAUAGUUAGAAUUCAAGAAAUAGCUUCUGGAUAUAGGCGGGAGUCAAGACUUCAAGAUGUUGGAGUCCUAUGUCACACCGCUCCUGAUGAGCUAUGUGAACAAGUACAUUAAAAAUCUGAAGCCAUCUGACCUGCAGCUGUCUCUCUGGGGAGGAGAUGUGGUGCUCAGCAAGUUGGACCUGAAGCUGGAUGUGUUGGAACAGGAGUUGAAGCUGCCCUUCACAUUCAUGAGCGGUCACAUCCAUGAGCUGCGUAUCCACGUUCCCUGGACCAAGCUGGGCUCGGAGCCUGUAGUCAUUACCAUCAACACGAUGGAGUGCAUCCUCAAGCUGAGGGAUGGGGCCCAGGAUGAUCAUGAGAGCGGCUCUAGCUCCACCAGUCGUAGUGUCUCAGACAGCUCCAAGGCCGUGGCCAAGCCCCGCCGUCCCCAGCAGGCUGCCCCGAGCGACCCGGACCUACCCCCAGGUUACGUGCAGAGUCUGAUCCGGCGCGUGGUAAACAACGUGAACAUUGUGGUGAACAACCUGAUCCUCAAGUAUGUUGAAGACGACAUUGUGCUGUCGGUCAACAUCACCUCGGCAGAGUGCUACACCGUGGACGAUAUGUGGGAGAGGGCCUUCAUGGACAUCACUGCUCCAGAGCUGGUCCUAAGGAAAGUCAUCAACUUUGCUGACUGCACCGUGUGCUUGGACAAGCGGAAUGCCAGUGGCAAAAUCGAGUUUUACCAAGACCCGCUGCUCUACAAAUGCUCCUUCAGAACCCGUCUCCAUUUCACCUACGACAACAUCAAUUCCAAGAUCCCAUCCGUCAUCAAAAUCCAAACCAUGGUGGAGAGCCUGAAGUUGUCCAUCACUGAUCAGCAGCUGCCCAUGUUUAUCCGCAUUUUAGAGCUGAUUAUUGCCCUCUACUAUGGGGAAAUCGGAGGACACAAAGAGGGCGAGGGAGAAGAGGCCAGUGUUCUUGUCAGGGAGGCUGGAGCAAUUUUACCCGGGAUGGAUGUGGAUCUGGAGAACCAGGGUGCGAGUCAGUACUCCAGCCAAGACCUUUACAUGCAGUCUGGGGGUCUUGAAGAGGGAGACCAGGGUUGGGUGUCCUGGGCUUGGUCCUUCGUCCCAGCCAUCGUAGGCGAAGAGGAGGGAUAUGAGGAAGGCCUGUAUGAGCAGGGAGAGGCAGGAGGCAUCCCAACCAACCCACAGCAACUCACACCCAGAGACCCCAUUGUUUCUAUUGGCUUCUACUGCACAAAAGCCUCUGUUACCUUCAAGUUGACGGAGACCCAGUCGGAGAGCAGCUACUACAGUCCUCAGAAGGUCAAGUCCAGAGAGGUUCUGUGCCUGGAGCAGGAGGGAAUCACUAUCGAGGUACUGAUGAUGGGGGAGCCCUUCUUCGAUUGUCAGAUUGGCUUUGUGGGUUGUCGGGCCCUCUGCCUGAAAGGCAUCAUGGGAGUACGGGAUUUUGAAGAAAAAAUGAACCGACGCGAAGAGGACGCAGUGUUCUUCAGCUGUGGGGACAGCCUAGACCGCAAAGGAAUGACCUACCUUACCAACUCUCUCUUCGACUACCGCAGUCCAGAGAACAACGGAGUCCGUGCUGAGUUCAUCCUGGAUACCACUAUUCACAAGGAGACCUAUACGGAGAUAGCGGGCAUGCAGCGCUUUGGUGCAUUCUACAUGGAUUAUCUCUACACAAUGGAGAACAGCAGCGCCAAAGGCUCUCAGGACUUCUCUGUCUUAAGUACGGAAGAGGUGGUGUCCGCUGUCCAAGAGACUUCCAUCAAGAGGCUGGUGGUGGGACCUCUGGACGUCAAGCUAAACAGCAGUGCUGUCCACCGCAUCCUCAAGAUGGUCACCUGUGCCAUGGACCACGAGUAUGAGCCCUACUGCGGAUCACAGCCAGAAGUGGUUGAGGAGAGCCACAGUGCAGCUACUCAAGAGGAGAUAUCAAGCUUAGAGGAGUUCAUCCCGACCAGGCUGACGUGCCUCACUGUGCUUAAAGUCUCAGUCACCGUCUCCAUGGCUGAGUUCAACCUUCUACACACACUGAUGCCGAUCAUCAUGGGAUGCAAGACUGCACCGGGGCCAGUCAACAGCCCAGCCUUUCAGCCAGUGCGCCCUCUACCUGCUGUGCAGUUCCAAGUGGAAAGGGUGAAUGUUGAGCACUCGGUACCCAUGUACGCUCCAGAGCUGGUCAGCACCGUCAGCGGUCUGAGCCAGCCCUCUGACAACCUGCUCCAUCAUUGCUACGCACACCUCUACCUCAAGGUGUUUGGGUUCCAGGCCGGCUUGACAUGCCAGGACAAUACAGGAGCUUUCCUGCCUCUCAUCCCCAUCAUCCCUUCCUUCAGCACUGCACUCUACGGGAAGCUCAUCCAGAUGCCUUCAUACUGGAGCAAAAGGUCUUCAGUCCCCACCACAGAGUGUAUUUUCGAGCUCCCCCACUUCACCCUCCAGGCCACCAGGGCCCAGACGCUCCUGCUUCAGGCAAUCUGUCAGAGCUGGACCCACAGCAUGCUCAGCGGAGUGCCGUCGACCCUCAGCGAAAGCCUGCUGCGUGAAGUGCACAAAGCUCCAGGUGUGAAGUCUCCGGGUCCGUCACCGACCCUCGAGGGCUCAGUCCAAAAUCUGGAGCUGAAGCUCUGCAGCCGUGCGACGGUGAAAUGCGCCUCGGGAACCGUGGGAGCCGUAAAAGUGUGCGCCAGGACCCCAGGUUCAGCAGAUGGUGUUAAGGAGAAGCUGGUUCCUCUGAUUCAGGGCCCAUCCGACACCAAAGAACUCCACAUGAGCCGCUGGCUCAAUGAGAUCCGGAAACCUGAAUCUCUGCUGGCUCCUGACCUGCUAGUCUUCUCUGUUCAGGUCCCUCAGCAAGGAGACGACUUCAGGAACUCAGGUGCGGUCCUGCUGCUCAGUGUCCAGGGCAUUGCUGUCAACGUGGACCCGGUUUUCUGCACGUGGCUGCUGCACCAACCUCACAGAGGGAGUGGCAGGCAGCAGCAGACUCCAGGUUCAGUGCCUGGUGCCAAAAGAAGAGAGGAUGAGACGUCGGUAGGAAGCCCACCACUGGCCAAACAGCCGUCCAAUCAGGCAUCGGACUAUGCCAGCAGCCCAGCCAAAACCAAGACCGUCACAGAAUCCCGUCACCUGUCUAUACCACAGAGGGUGAUGCCCGACACUACAGCUGGGGAGUCAUGGACAACCUCGGAGGAGAGAAUGAAAGAGCUCAUCGCCCAAGCCUGGGAUGUUGUUAAGCGCCUUACUCUGCAGUUUGAGCUGCAGUCGUGCUGCAUGUUCCUGCCCAAUGACAGCCUCCCCUCCCCGAGCACCAUCAUCUGCGGCGACAUUCCCGGCACCGUCCGAAGCUGGUACCACAACCAGGCCUCCAUGCCUGCGACCCUGGUGGUGUGCCUGCCGCAAAUCAGCGUCCUCAGCGCAGGCCACAAGUACAUGGAGCCGCUGCAGGAGCUCCCCUUUGUGGUGUCCAAGCCCGUCCUGGAGGAAGGCGACGCCUUCCCGUGGACGGUGAGCCUGAGUCAGUUCAGCGUGUACACGCUGCUUGGACAGCAGCGGAGCCUGAGCCUGCUGGAGCCCAUGGGCUGCACCUCCACGCUGGCCGUCACGUCCCACAAGCUGCCGAGCUGUUCCGAGGGGGGACACUCCUUCGUGGUUUGCCUUCAUGUCGACCUGCAGCCCGUCCACGUCAAGUGCUCCAACCCUCAGGUCCAGCUGCUUUACGAGCUCCUGCUCAGCUGGAGCUCCACAUGGGCUCGUCUCCAGAGGCACGGCAUCCUGCGUCAGACCUCCAGCAUGCCAGAACCCCCCGCCGGUGCCGCCCUGACGUCCCCGGUGCGCAGCAGUGCCGGCACUGCGCUGCCAGACACCAGCACCUGCAGCCCGUCUGCAGACUUUGGCUCCCCCACAGAGGGCGACUCUGUGCCGGCUUUGGAUGAUGCCCCGUUUGCUGACACGGUCACUCUGGAGCAGAAAACCAGCAGCAUCGGAGGCUCCAGUGGGAAGGUCAGCCUUUGGAUGCAGUGGAUGUUACCCAAGGUCACAGUCAAACUGUUUGCUCCCGACUCGGCUGUCAAGAAAACAGAGAUAUGUGUCGUCGCCGAACUAGAAGACCUGAGUGCCUCAGUGGAUGUCCAGGAUGUUUAUACAAAGAUCAAAUGUAAAGUUGGCAGCUUCAACAUCGACCAGUACAGAUACAGUCCGGAGGAGGGUGCGCAGGGCUCGGGCGGCUGUGGAGGAGUGGUCCUCUCUUGCACUGACAAGCUGAACAGACGCACUGUGUUGGUUCGACCCGUCAGCAAGCAAGAAUCUUUCAGCCACUUCUCUGGCUUUUUCCCCCCUACUGCAGCCAAAGUCCUCGAGGGCUCCCACCAGCAGCACGGCUUCCUGUCCAUCACGUACACCCAGGCCGUCACUAAAAACGUCCGUCAUAAACUCACCACUCGGCCCGAGCGCGCGGCGCGCGGCAGCACUGCUUCCACGGAUCCUCUGGCCGACAGCUCGCCGCAGUACCUGAGGGAGAUCCUGCUGACAGCACAGCCCUUUGACGUGGUGCUAUCCUGCCCCUUGCUGGCUACUGUAGCCGGGGUAUUCCAGGCCACAGUACCACGGCGUUACAGGGAGCGCGGGAAGUCAGUCGGUCAGCCCAUGAGAAGCCACACUCUGACCUCCCGCUGUUUGCCUCUCAUGUACAUCAACACCAGCGUGAUCCGGGUCUUUUGCCCCGGAUCACGGGACACACAAGCGGCGUCAGAUCCCCAGUUGAAAAGAGAGGACACCCUGGUCCUAAAGCUGGGCUCCCUCAGCAUGGCUCCUCAGGCUGAUAACCCUCUGACGCGCACAGUGCUGAGAAAGGACAUCUACCAACACGCAUUGCACCUGGGCAUCCUGCGGGACCCAGGUUCAGAGGUGGAGGACCGGCAGUAUCAGGUGGACCUCCAGUGCAUCAACAUCGGAACAGCUCAGUGGGAGCAGCUCAAGCCCGAUAAGGAGGGAGCCAAAGGAGGGGUGUCCGCGGAGAGUGAGAGGAGCUCGCAGAACCCGGCUUUGGAGUGGAACAUGGCCAGCAGUAUCAGAAGGCACCAGGAACGGCGGGCCAUCCUCACGCCCAUCCUCACCGACUUUUCUGUCCGGGUCACUGCUGCCCCGGCCAUCAUCUUCAGUAAAAAUGUCCCCCCUGAUAGUGGACAGGCAGAGGAGGUGGUGGUGUGUGGCCACUCUCUGGAGGUGAACGUGACCAGCAAUCUGGACUUCUACCUCAGCGUGGCCCAGGUUCAGCUCCUGCAGCAGCUCCUCAGAGACAACCUGGUGGGGACGGAGACUCCUGAAUGGAGCUCUGAGGUGCGUCAAUGCGAACAGAAACACGGGCGCCGUGACCCCGCGGUGGGGGCCGACUCUUCAUCUCGCCACAGCGAGACCGGGCAGGACAGCGGCUUUGGCAGCGACAGCGCCCGCAUCCGCAUCGUACAGAUAGAGCAGCAGAGCGGGGCCAGCCACCACUGCAUCGCCCGGCCGUCCCGCCACUCCGCCAUCACCAAGAACCUCAGCUUCAUCCCCUUCGACAUCUUCGUCACGGCCAGCAAGCUGUCCGUCAUGACCUACGUAUGCUCCAGUUCCCCGAAGGCCCCUCCCUCGUCGUCGGACACGCCCAGCACACCGGAGAAGAGAGAGCCUGGGGACAAGGGGGGAAAGAGUGCCCUCAACCAGCCCGAGGUCCCGCCAGUGUCUCCUCCGGUCUCGGCGUCGCCCUCUCCAGACCCGUCUCCAGCCGCCCAGGGUUCCCUCGCCGGCCUCACCGCCGAGGACAUCCUCAACAGCAGCAACUCCAGGCCGGCCUCUCCGCUGCUAAAGGGCGGCCUGCUGUCCCUGGGCGGUCUGCCUGCUCCCAGCCGCUCCUCAGCCCGCCAAGCGCUGGGUGUGACCAUAGUAAGGCAGCCGGGUAGGAGAGGGGUCGGGGACCAGGUGCUGGAACCCCUCCUCUACAUCCAGCUGAUGCAACCUUCAGCUCUGCUCAGCUGCCACCAUCGCAAGCAGAGGAUGGAGCUUUCAGUGUUCGACGUGGCCUUAAGAGGGGUGACCUCUGACUACAAGUGCCUAGACCCAGGAAAGACUCUACCAGAGUCUCUGGACUACAACGUGUUUUGGCUGCAGACGGUAGCGGGAGAGUCUGACUGUAAAACGGGCAUCCCGCCGCCUCUGCUCUGCCUCCAGAUCAAAGAUUUCCUCCAUGGACCAGCUGAGCUGAAUGUGGAACUGUCGCGCCCCCUCAAAGUCAACGCCACGCUGGCCAAGCUGGAGCAGGCUAAAGCCUACCUGAAGAAAGUGCUCCAAAACCCCACAUCUGACGCCUCCGUUAAACCCCCGUCUGCCCCCUCCACCCCUCACUCCUCCCCCACAAAGACGCUGCCCAGGGCCUCUCGCUCGGAGCCUUUCCAUCAGGCCUCUGCUCUGGGUAAAGCCAGCAUCAUUGAGGCCCUGGCGCUGUCCUUCCACAAGGUUUCCCUCCACACUGCCCAGAUUGUGGUAGUCAUGGAGACGGAGGCCCAUCCAAUGAGGCCCAACGUGGCGGUGACGGUGUCGGCCAUGACAGGAAAUCUGAACAUGAAAUCAGGCCAUAGGAUGGAAGAUGCUGUCCAGGCUGCGUCCGUACAUUUGCAGCUGCAGGAUCUGUCAGCGAGGACAGGGCUGAGGGAGCGGAGCCGCCUCCUGCUGGGGCCGUUCUCCUGCAGCGCUUCCCUGGAGGCCCGCUGGUGUCGGCACAGCGGGAGCCCCGGACCUGAGCCCGGCGCUCCCAAAAUGCUGCUGGAUCUGAAGGGAGGCCUGCUGCAGGUCUUCUGGGGCCAGGAACACCUGAGCUGCCUGAAGCUAGUGGAGGAGCAUCUGAGGGUCUACCUCAACCUCCAGAAAGGUGCAGAUCCACAUCCGUCAGAGAGCCGUUCCCUGGGCAACGCCUGCCACAUCCAGCCGCCUCCGUCCCUGGGCUCUCCCUCCCCCCGGAUGGAGCACAGCUCAGAUGACCUCCGCACAGGACAUUUCCAGUACAUCCAGGACUCAGGUGAAUCUUCCCAGAGACUGCCGGGGCCCCAUGAGGUGGUGUUCUACAGGGAGACGGAGGACAGCCCGGGGGUGAUGCUGUGGAGGUACCCAGAGCCCCGCGUUCUUACCUUCGUCAGGAUAACUCCUGUCCCUUUCAACACCACGGAGGACCCGGAGAUCAGCACUGCUGACCUGGGGGACACUCUGCAGGUACCGUGCAGCCUUGAGUACUGGGACGAGCUCCAGCAGGCCUUCAUCCCGUACCGGGAGUUCAGCCUCUCGGAGAGCAGCGCCUGCCAGCUGCAGCUGCCCAGCCUUAGCCUCACCGACCAACAGAAGGAGCUGGUGGCUUCAGACCUGUGGAGGAUAGUCCUCAACAAUAACGGAGAGGGAGGAGAUGAGCAGAGUUCGGAUAGUGAGUCCGGGUCGCAGCUGCACUGCGAUCAGUUGGUGUCCCCCACUGCGUUGGCGGCCUGCACCCGCGUUGAUUCCUGCUUUGCACCCUGGUUCGUCCCCUCCCUGGGCGUGUCACUCCAGCUGGCCCAGCUGGAGAUUCGCCUCUGCCACCAUCUGGAGCAGCUGGGCACAGUUCCACCGAGACAGCUUCGUCCCUUCCUGCCAGACAGGAAGUUGCCUCAGGAGCAGGAGUUCAUGGUGAGCAGCGCUCGGGAUCCGCGGGUCUUCCUGCGCCAGUGGAGCAGUGGGCCACUUCGGUGUCAGGAGUUCAGUUUCUCCACCCAGCUGGACUGCAAGCUGCUGGAGUAUCGAAACUUGACACGCCUCCAGAUCCUGCAGCCUUGCCUACUACAGGGCCAAGCUGCAGCUACAAGCUGCCCCCAGAACACCACGCUGGAUGUAAAUGUGUUUGUGGAGCCUGUGUUCCUCAAUAUCAGCCAGUACGCCAUACACACCGUGGACACUGCCCUGCACGGCUGGCAACAGAGUGGGAACCCGGAGGCUGAGGAGCUGGUCUUCAGCCACUAUGUGAUCUGUAACGACACCCACGAGACGCUGCGCUUUGGCCAGGUGGACACAGAUGAGAAUUUGUUGCUGGCCAGCGUCCACAGUCACCAGUACAGCUGGAGAUCCCACAAGUCCCCUCAGCUGCUGCACAUCUGCAUCGAGGGAUGGGGGAACUGGCGCUGGUCAGAGGCCUUCAGUGUGGACAACGUAGGGACCCUGCUGAGGACCAUUCAGUACAAGGGCCGCACGGCUUCCCUCAUCAUCAAAGUGGUACAGCUCAAUGGGGUCCAGAAACAGGUAAUAAUCUGCGGGCGGCAAGUGAUGUGCAGCUACCUGACUCAGGACAUCGAGCUGCGGGUGGUGCAGCACUACGUGGGGCCUGACGGUCAGACGGUGGUCAGGGAACACUGCGACUGCCUGGAGGCCGGGGCCAAGCUGCCUUCGUACGUACUAGAGGACGCUGAGAUGACGGAGCUGUGCUUGAGGGCCAGGGGAGAUGAGGACUGGUCCCAAGACGUUCAGCUGGAGAGCAGGGAGAAGGGCAACGGCAGCUCUGUUGUGCAGGUGCCUUGUUCCAGUGGUUCUUUGCUCUAUGUUUGGUGCACUCUCAUCACAAUUGAACCUGACUCUCACAUGCAGCAGAGAGUGGUGGUGUUCAGUCCCCUGUUUGUCAUGAGGAGCCAUCUGCCAGAUCCAGUGAGCGUCCACAUAGAAAAGAGGAGUCUGGGGCUGAGAGAGAGCCAGCUGAUACACGGCCGGGGCCAGCAGGAGCCCCUGUUAAACACAGAGGCCGAUCUCACCCACCACCUGACUUUCCAGGCCAGGUAGAAGCACAGAACAAAAGCCAUGAGCUGCACCACAUUGAGGAUUGCCAAACAUUAACAACCCUGAUAAAGAAAAAACUGAUCUUAAGUGUAGAAAACAAGAUACCGUCCUCAACUGCAAGACCAAGCAAAAAGACAUGACCCACAAUAGUUUCCACUCUCCCAAACUAUAUACAGCAAGUCGCUUAGAGAUGUCCUUUUAGUCAAGCGUCCCUCCCCACAGGCUUCUGGGGAUGGU